Molecule: messenger RNA, 6423 nt
Organism: Meriones unguiculatus (Mongolian gerbil)
Lineage: Eukaryota; Metazoa; Chordata; Mammalia; Rodentia; Muridae
Gene: Rad51d
Product: RAD51 paralog D
Exons: 10
Coding region: 210-1208 (332 amino acids)
Biological process (GO): double-strand break repair via homologous recombination; reciprocal meiotic recombination; telomere maintenance
Cellular component (GO): centrosome; replication fork; Rad51B-Rad51C-Rad51D-XRCC2 complex
Molecular function (GO): ATP binding; four-way junction DNA binding; ATP-dependent DNA damage sensor activity
Source: RefSeq, a predicted model, not a curated record
GGGGGCGGGCCCAGGGCGCUUAGAGUCCUGUGAGUUGGGAAGGGAUAGUGUCCCUCACCCCGACCUGCACCUUCUUCCCGCUCUCUCCUCCGGUGCUAGCGCGCCAGGAUCCUUUCCGGAAGUGGAACCAAGGGACGCCCGGAGUUGGGGGACUCUGCGAGCGCCCACGUGACACACAACCCUCAAGGCGUCCUAGGUUUGCAGGGAACAUGGGCAUGCUCAGGGCAGGGCUGUGCCCCGGCCUCUCCGAGGAGAUCGUCCGGCUUCUGAGGGACCGAAAAAUCAAGACAGUGGCGGACCUGGCGGCUGCUGACCUAGAGGAAGUAGCCCAGAAGUGUGGCUUGUCUUACAAGGCCCUGGUUGCCUUGAGGAGGGUGUUGCUGGCGCAGUUCUCCGCUUUCCCCUUAAACGGCGCAGAUCUCUAUGAGGAGCUGAAGACUUCCACUGCCAUCCUGUCCACAGGCAUUGGAAGCCUUGACAAUCUACUUGAUGCUGGCCUCUAUACUGGGGAGGUGACUGAAUUUGUAGGUGGCCCUGGCAGCGGCAAAACCCAGGUGUGUCUCUGUGUGGCUGCAAAUGUAGCCCACAGCCUGCAGCAGAAUGUUCUGUACAUUGAUACCAAUGGAGGAAUGACAGCGUCCCGCCUCUUCCAGCUGCUACGGGCUAGAACCCAAGAGGAAGAGAAACAGGUAGGAGCUCUCCAGAGGAUACAGGUGGUGCAUGCAUUUGACGUCUUCCAGUUGCUGGAUUUGCUACAGGACCUUCGGGGCACCAUGGCUCAGCAGGCUGCAGCUUCCUCAGGCACUGUGAAGGUUGUGAUUGUGGAUUCCGUCACCGCAGUGGUGGCCCCACUUCUGGGAGGUGAGCAGAGGGAAGGCCUGGCUUUGAUGAUGCAGCUGGCCCGAGAGCUCAAGAUCCUGGCCCGGGACAUGGGUGUGGCAGUGGCGGUGACCAAUCACUUGACCAGAGACAGAGAUGGUAAAGGGUUCAGACCUGCUCUGGGACGCUCCUGGAGCUUCGUGCCCAGUACCCGGAUUCUCCUGGAUGUCACUGAAGGGGCUGGAACAUCAGGGAGUAGCCAGCGCACAGUGUGUCUGACCAAGUCUCCCCGACAGCCAACAGGUCUGCAGGAGGUGAUAGACAUUGGGACACUGGGGACUGAGGAGCAGAGCCCGGAAUUGCCUGGCAAACAGACAGGAUGCUGUUGACCAGGAAAGAGACCGCCUCAAGGCCCUUACAGCUUUCCUUCCCAGUUAGCUGUGGUUCGCUGCCACACGGGACCUGACAGUGCAGACAGCUCAGAGUCAUCAGAAGACAAGCCUCAGUUUCCUCAGCUUUACUGUGUGGAUCUCAUGGAGCCACUGCCAGAGUAUGCUGUAGUGGGAGGGACCUAGAAGUCUAUCCGGGUCUCAAGUUUUCUUCCUUUCUGUCCACCAUACGUUUCCAGUGGGGGCUGAGGUCAACCUCGCUUGGGGCAUCUCUGAAGAAACGCAGUGGGGCUCCCCCAGAAGGAGCAUCCUUCCCUGCUUGCUGCCUGGGUCUCAACACCUGCCUACCUGAUAGGGAAGAACAUGGGUCCGUGUUGUCCCAGGGAUAUAAUUUACCGGGGAGGAAGGAUAUGACCUGCUCCCAGUGAACCAGACACUUGUUUCAUAUGCAUGGUGCCCUGUGGGGCCCUUCCUCAGUAUAGAGUAACCGGAGGUGCUGAACCGUGGCCUAACCCAUAAACAGACAGACAGGAAUUUGCACAGUAAAUAGAGCCAGCUGGGAAAAUUGAUGCCAGCGUAAAUAAUACAUGGCAAAUCUAGUCUUUUAUACAGAAAUUCAUUGCUGGUGGCUCUAAGAUGCAGUAUAAUUACACCUCUCGUCCUGCCAGCUGUGCCACAGCCUCGUGUCUUAGUCCUUUCUUAGGGCAGCUUUGCAGGGAACCACUAUCAGUUAGGGGGCGCAGGCUGGGUGAUUUUUUUUCUUUUUUGCAGCCAAAUGAUUCAAACCCAGGACCUUACAUGUUCCAAGCAAUGUCUCCACCGCUGAGAGAAACCCCCAUUUCCCAUCUCAUCACUUUGUUAAAGAAAGAACCAAAGGCUUUGAGUAGAAACAUGACAAUUCCAAUGGCGGAACUAAAGGCCUCCUGUGUCUGCUCUUCUCUUGUUCUUUUCACAUUGUGGAAGCUUGUGAAUGAGUGGGCUUUAAUGCAUUUUCAGAGAUAUCAAAGGGUGGCCUAGGAGUGUACAUCAGUGGCAGAAUGGCCCUAGAUUUGAUCCAGAGUCCUAGAAAAAAGUAAAAGCAAUAUAUAGGAUUGUUUCCCUCUUGAUCUAGAUAUUCGCUAGGUCCCCAGUCUUUUCUCUUUUUUUCACCUUGAUACAAGGAGGUCAUUGUAUGUCUACUUGAAGUUAGAAAAAAAAAUACCUACUGUGUGCCAGCACUUGGUGGUCUCAAGUCAGAAAGCUGAUCUAAGACAGGCAAAAAGAAAAAAAAAAAAUCCAUGUAUUAUUGAGGCUGCUCUCCAUAGCAAGUAACAAAAUCCCGGUGAGGCAUCAAUGAUAAAGAAGGUCACUCAUCCCUGAUAAUGUGAUGCCAAGGUUGGUUGAUGCAAUGGCCCAAUGUGGAGAAGCAGAGGGCCCUUCCUUCUCUGUCCCCGCUUCUCUGUGCUGCUUUUGUCUUCAAACUUGUUGCCCUCAUUAAAACCUGGCUAUAGCCACUCUGAAGAGUAAUCCAAACAUGGGUCAUCUACGGGUAGAAAAGGGGUCAUCUCCUGUGUCCUUUGAAGAACAAGGAGAACUCAGAGCUUCCCAAUGUCUCUAUCUCACUGGUGCAGAAUUGCCUCGUGCGCUGUGUUUAAUUCAGUAGUGCAAAAGGAAAUGGUGCCUCAGUGUUAGGCUUAGGCGAACCAAGAAACAGCCAUAGAGUUGGGGCUCAGGCUUAGCUUGUUUGAGGCACCUGCUGUGGUCCUAUUAGAGACGAAGUGUAUGGAGGAAUUAGACAGUGGGUGGGCUUGUGUGUGCGCUCAGUACCUCAGCACCGCACUCACUGUGUAGGACAAGCUGAGUGGUGCUGGGGAUCAUUUCAUCUGACAGACUAAAUGGAGCUCAUUGAGAUUUUAGGACAUCUGUCUAUUAAAUGACAGCAUGGGAUUCCAGACUUUCUUUUUUUUUAACCUCUCGUUGCCUUCAGCUGUAAAUAUGUAAAUAUUUUAACAAAAUUCUUUUUUGUAUUUUGCCCCAGCAGCGGAGGCUGCACAUCCCAACCCCUUUCAGCUGAGCUCACCAUAAAAAGCUAGAUCAAAGAUCCACUUCAUCCGCUCUUUCUGAUCUCCCCCAGGGAAGACAGAAUGACAAACACUCCAGAGACUGCAGAUACCGUGUGUGUGAAAGAAAGCUGAAGGGUUAGAAGGGAACGAAGCUGAAUGAAAACCAGCAGGCUCCAUGCAUGCCUGAGACGUGAGCAGGAGGAGAUAAGGGCUUUAGAUGCAUGCGGAGCCUGCUAGGCUUUCACUUUAUCCUGGCAUGGAGGUGCCUGGGUAGAGUUUCAGCUGUCCAGUUCUCUGUGUUGGUGAUGUGUACAGCUGAAAUUAGAAUGAGGCACAAUAUUCCCUAUAAAUGUGCUAGAUAUAUGUGUGUACACAUCAUACAUCACAUUGUGGUUUGAAUAAGAAUGGCCCCCAUAGGCUCAUAUGUUUGAAGGCUUGAUCGUUAGGGAGUGGCACUGCUUGAGAGAGAUCAGAAGGUGUGGCAUUGUUGGAAGAAGUGUGUCACUGGGGGUGGGCUUUUGAAAGUUCAAAGCCAGGCGAAGCUUUUCUCUCUUCUCACUGCCUGUGUGCCACCAUCCUCCCUGCCAGGAUGAUGAUGGACUAAACCUCUGAAACUGCAAGCCAGCCCCAAUUAAAUGUUUUCCUUUAUAAGAGUUGCCUUGGUCGUGGUAUCUCUUCCCAGCAAUAGAACAGCAGCCAAGACAUACAUACAUCCAUAUAUACAUACACACACUCAGAUACACACAUAAUUUUUUUUAGUUUUUUUGUUUUGUUUUGUUGAGGAAGGGUGUCUGACCCAGUGAGACCUUGAACUGCCAAUUCUUCUGUUUUAGCCUCCAGAGUACUGGGGUUAGAGGCCUGUGCCAACUCAACUGGCUUUUUGUUUGCUUGUUUUAUUCAUUUUAUUUUUUAAAAAAGAUUUCUUUCUGAGCCGGGCAUGGUGGUGCACGCCUGUAAUCCCAGCCUGUAAUCUGGGAGGCAGAGGCAGGCAGAUUUCUGUGAGUUCAAGGCUAACCUGGUCUACAAAAUGAGUCCAGGACAUCCAAGGCUACACAGAGAAACCCUGUAUUGGGGGGUGUGGGGGGAAGGACUUAUUUUGUGUAUAUGGAUGUUUUGUCGGCAUGUGAAUAGUGCACCAUAUGUGUGCCUGUGCCUAUGGAGGUCAGAAGCAGGUGCUGAGCCCUCUGGAACUGGAGUUAAGGAUAGUUGUGAACCACCGUGUAGGUGCUGAAAACUAAACUCAGCUGUGCUGCAAGAUCAACAAGCGCUCUUAAUUGCCGAGCCAUCUCUCCAGUGUCUUGUUUUCUUUUUUUUUUAAUUAAAUAUUUUAUUUAUUUAUUAUGUAUACAAUGUUCUGUCUGCAUGUACACUUGCAUGCCAGAAGAGGGCACCAGAUCUCACUAUAGAUGAUUGUAAGCCACCAUGUGGUUGCUGGGAAUUGAACUCAGGACCUCUGGAAGAGCAGCCAGUGCACUUAACCUCUGAGCCAUCUCUCCAGCCCCCAGUGUCUUGUUUUCAAUGAGAGUAAGGUAUAUUAUCAGUCAGGUGUUGUUCGGUUGCUGAGAACUGUCUAGCAUGUCUAAGGUCCUGGGUUUGAUUGCCAAUAUACCAGCUCUGCACACGCAAACACAUUUGCCAUUAAUGCUUCUCUUUCUGGAAAGGAGUAGGAUUUUUAGCCUCUCAUUGCACUGAUCUUACCUCUUUUCUUGCUAUUUGACACUAGAGGAAGAACUUGGCUCCUUUAAGCCUUAGUUUCAGCCACUGUGUAGUGAGAACAAUAAUGCCCGCUCCAUACUUUUAGGGUUAUUUAGCUUACUACACUUCCCAAAGCCUUAUGGGAAGUACCCAGUGCCUUUUCAGGAAUAUAGUAGGAGCCCAGUCUUACAUCAGAUGGAGGUCUGUGAUGCCAAGCUGAUACUCGUAGGGAUCUUCUGUCCAGACAGGACCAGCUUCAAUGUGACUAGUGCAGUCACACCAUUAAAAGAGUGGAAUCUUGGGAGUUUUGACCAAGGAUCCCACAUAGUGCUUAAUAUUUAUGUAGUCAGUCUUGAAAUGGGUACUCAUCUUGCUUUGGAGACACAGCUUGACUUUUUAAAAAAAAUUUUAAAAGAUUUAUUUACUUAUUAUAUAUGAGUGUUAUACCUGCAUGUAUGCCUGCAUGCCAGAAGAGGACAUCAGAUCACAUUAUAGAUGAUUGUGAGCCACUUUAUGGUUGCUGGGAAUUGAACUCAGGACCUCUGGAAGAGCAGACAGUGCUCUUAACCUCUGAGCCAUCUCUCCAGCCUCACUCUACUCCCCCCUCUUUUUAUUUUAAUAAGGUUUUUCUGUGUAGCCCUGGCUUUCCUGGAACUCUGUCUUUGGACUAAGCUGAUCUCAAAUCCACAGAGAUCUGCUUUCCUCUGCUUCCUGAGUGCUGGAAUUAAAGAUGUGAGACCCCACAGGUUGACAACAACUUGACUCUUCAGGAAUAACCUUUGUUUUUACAGAGUUUGUGUAUAUAUAUAAUUAUAUAUAAUAAUUUUUUGGUUUUGUUUGUUUGUUUUUUAGAGACAGGGUUUUCCUGUGUAGCCCUGGCUGUUCUGGAACUCUCUCUGUACACCAGGCUGGCCUCCAAUUCAGAGAUUCACCUGCUUCUGCCUCUUCAGUACUGGAAUUAAAGGUAUACACCAACAUGCUUGGCUGAUUUUAUGGAGUAUCAUAUCCUGAGAUGUUGGAGUGGCCCAUGGCUGGUGAUUUAGGACUUUGGAAUCAAGGAAAGAGCUAGGUUCAAUGUCCUGUUGCACUCUUCCUGGCAGAGUCCCUUGGACAAGAUAAUGUGUUUGUUUUACUGGUAGAAAUCUAUGUUGUACAGAGUUAUGUUUUUUUUUUUUAAUUGGUAAAAUGUGUAUCUCAGGGGAAUUAAAUAGAUGAUUUAUGGAAAGUGCCUUUCAGAGAGAGCCUGGCACACAGUAGGUGCUCAGUCACUAUUAGUUCUUCUGGUGCCUGCCAGAAGUAACAGAAACCAGGGCAGUAGGACUUAGAAACCUUGCUGCUACUAAUAAAAGAAAUAAUGUGAUUUAUUUUUUCAGUACUGUUUGGGGAAAGGCAUGUGCUUCAUAAAUAUGUAUUGGAAAGUACUUAGCAAAUGAGUAGAAAUAAUAAAAAUAUGUCAAAGUAAACAGCUCCUAUAAAUA